Messenger RNA from Durusdinium trenchii, 1017 nucleotides. The record is from the annotation of a GenBank genome assembly. Lineage: Eukaryota; Dinophyceae; Suessiales; Symbiodiniaceae.
UGUGUGGACUCAGUCUUCAUGCUCUUUCAGCAAUGCUGAAUUCCUGGAAUUCGAUGUUGUGUGCAAGUUAAUGAAAGUUCAAGGUUCGUACAUUUUUGAGCGCCGAGCAAAGUCAAGUGGCAAAUUGCUGCAGAUUCUUGGCAUUUUGUGCAGGGCAUUGCUUUUGCCACACUGCACAUCGGAUAAGAGUUGAUUACGACAUUUGUCGCCAACACUGGGAUAAUUUUCUGGGUGAUUGGCCAAAGUUGAUGCAGAGUCGGACAAAGAUGAUUGAACUCUGUUGAACCUCUAGUUGAUUCUAUUUGCAAUGCAUGCAUUCAAAGGACAAGAGGAGUAAAAAGUUUGCAUCUGUAAUUGUUAUCGCAUUUAUCGCUGCUUGCUGGCCACAGCUCAGAAAGGUCUUCGAUGCGAUGAGUCCAGUGAUGGGCAAGCGAAAUCAGUAAUGCAAUGUCAUGAAAAUGGUGGCCGGGACCUUGAUCCUGCCGAGGAAUUCUUUGCUUAGUAGCAAUCAUGGCAUGUUCCGCUAUGGCAUGCUUGACAGAGUUCCAAUCUUUACUUGUUCUAGAGGCACUUGCAAGAGGCCUCUAUCCAGUGGUUUGAGACGCCAUGGUUUUCUAUGAGACAUUUGUUUUGAUUCAUGCAAAGUUUCCAGCCAGCGAAACUAAGCUUCUGAUGAGGGAAACUGCUCGAGUCAUUGUCGAGCGGGAGGGUGCCCUUUUCAGGAUCUUGGAUUUGGGCUGGCGGCACACCGCAAAGGCCCUGUACAAAAAAGAGGUUGGACACAUCUUCUACGGUCGCUGGUACUCACUCGUUUGGGGAGGAAGCCCAAAGGCGAAGCAUGAAGUGGAAGAGACGCUUGUUCACAACACUGGAGUGGUGAGGCAACACACGAUCCCGAUCUCGAAGCCGCGCAAAUUCUAUUCAAAUCGGAGCACCUACUACCCGUUGAUCAAGCCUUUGACCCCUCCGUUGACUCAUCAUGUACCCAUGCGUGAAAUCAAGUAAGCUCGGAAAAAA